Penicillium pulvis is the source of this 1161-nucleotide messenger RNA. RefSeq names its product epoxide hydrolase family protein. The coding region runs from base 1 to 1161 and encodes 386 amino acids. Lineage: Eukaryota; Fungi; Ascomycota; Eurotiomycetes; Eurotiales; Aspergillaceae. The record is from RefSeq and is a predicted model, not a curated record. Gene Ontology annotation, molecular function: epoxide hydrolase activity. The transcript has 6 exons. Gene Ontology annotation, biological process: epoxide metabolic process.
AUGUCAUCAUCGUGGAUCCACACGCUGGCUUCCAGCCUUCUUUUGACUAUGAUGGUCAUAAGGACUGCUAUUGCCAAAGAGAAUUUCAAGUUGCGGCCUUUCGAAAUCGACCUCUCCGACAGAGUACCUCGAAUGAUCCGUCAGAUUCAGGAAUCUCACCUUCCCCAGACGCCUGUGUAUACAGAUACCGGGACAUCUGCAGGCAUCACCCUAAGUGACUUGAAGUCUUUCAAACAACAAUGGUUGACAAGCUUUGAUUGGAAUCAAGAGCAAACCUCUUUGAACAAGUUUAGCCACUAUACAGCAGAGAUCGAGGGUUUGACCGUGCAUUUCAUCCAUGAAAAGUCCGGCGCAGCAGAUGCUAUCCCUCUGCUCCUGAUUCAUGGUUGGCCGGGUUCUUUCCUUGAAUUCAUUCCGUUGAUCAACGAUCUUACCAAGACUGCAAAGAUCAAGUCUGGAAAGCUUGUUUCAUUUGAUGUUAUUGUACUGGACUAUGAGGAAUACGCCACCUUCGGCACGGAUUGGGGCAGUGGCGUUGCGUAUAGCCUGUACGAUCAGUGGAAUACGACUGUCAGGGCAGCACAUCUAGACUUCCUCCCAUUCUACCCCUUGAGUUCGGCCGAGUUGGCCGCUGAGAACAUCACUCUCACAGGGCUGGAGGAUUUUGAAGAGGAUGUGACUAUUACAUGGAGUAACGAAGGGACUGGAUAUUUCAGUGAGCAGACCACAAAGCCAAAUACCAUCGGUCUGGCUCUUUAUGAUAAUCCCAUUGGGCAGCUCGCGUGGAUCGGGGAAAAAUUCAUGAACUGGUCCGAUCCCGAUGCUGGGCAUGCACCUUCAGUUCUUACCAGGAACGAAAUUCUACGCAGUGUUUCUCUAUACUAUUUGACGGAAAGCUUUGCAUCCUCAGUGGUGAUCUAUGCACAGAAUCCUAACGGAUUCAGCACUGUGUAUAGCAAGGCUUCGAAUGAUGCCCCGUUGCUUUUUAGCGCUUUUAAGUAUAAUCCCGGAUUUUGGCCACCUGCGCUAGUGGCUAAGGUUGGAAACCUAGUUUAUUACAAAAAUCAUGGAUUUGGGGGCCACUUCCCGGGGCUGGAUAAUCCUCCUGCUUUGCUACAAGAUUUGCGAGAAAUUGGCAGCUACUGGGAUGUCAAUAAUUGA